CGCCGUUUAAUAGUAUUUAUGUAUUGACUAAUUUAAUUUUAAGUUUUAAUCUAGUGGAACAAACCAACAAACCGGUUUACACUGUUGGGAUUAUCAUUUGAUGACCAUAGUAUUUACAACUGUUUAUGUACUCAUUGCCAUUCUCGUAUGCGUCCAUACAGAGGUAGUACUUCUGUAGCAUGAACAUUUUAUUCAAGACAAUAGUAAACUUAAUGUUCCUAAUAUUAAACUGUAAUUGCUUUUGUUAAUUAUUAGAUCAGAAGUUUUAAAUAAAAUGCAUGCGUAUUUGUGUUUGCUCGGGAUUUUAGCUAUCGUUGGAUUUCAGAAUUCAACUGGCCAACUUGUAAGAGUGAAACUUGAAAGGGACAUUGAGAGGAGGGUAGAAACGUGUGGCCCAGAAGCAGAAUGUGUUUCCAGUAUUCAAAGUUGUGACGUCACGUCUGAAUCGUCUUCAACCCUUAAAAAAUGUCAUUAUAUUCAAGACUCCCAUUCGUUUUUCAGAAGAGUUGAAGGUGUUUGUUGUCCAGUUAAAAACAUAGUUUUAAAUAACCGAAAAAAAAGGCAAGCUAAUAACAAUGCGAUCGAAUCUGACCUAUCAGAAUUAGAUCAAGCACUGGACAGAUCGUCACCAGAACCUAUAAAACCAAUGCCAGAAGAUCCAAACUGUGGCAUUAACAGCAAAACAACUUCAAACAUUGUAAAUGCUCAAGUCACUAGUCCAAGUGAAUGGCCAUGGAUGGCAGUUCUUUUAGAAAACACUAAUUAUAUCAAUUUUUGCGGUGGUGUUAUAAUUAAUAAACGUUUUGUGCUUACAGCUGCUCAUUGUUUUAAAACAUACAAGCAAAAGGAAAUUGUUAUAAGAGUAGGUGAAUACGAUUUUACCAAAAAAAAUGAAACACAAUACACUGACUACAGACCAGCAGCAAUCAGAAUUCACCCAGAUUAUGACACUGCUACACAUGCUAAUGAUAUUGCUCUCAUCAGGUUGAAUAGACCACUCACAUUCAGUACUUAUGUCCAACCUAUUUGUUUACCUAAGACCAACAUGCAAAUUUAUAACAAAACUGCUGUCGUUUGUGGUUGGGGCCAAACUGCGUUCGACGAAGAAAUUAGUAACGUUCUUUUAGAAGUAGCUGUUCCAGUUUGGGACCAUGAAGAAUGUGUUCUAGCUUUUUCGCAACCAAUUUUUCGUACUAAUAUAUGCGCUGCUGAAUACGAAGGCGGGAAAGAUUCGUGUUUGGGCGAUUCUGGUGGUCCGUUGUUAAUGCAAAGAUCAGAUGGAAGGUGGACAAAUAUUGGAGUAGUAUCAUGGGGAAUAAAUUGUGCUCAACCAGGAUUCCCAGGAGUUUAUGCUAAAACAACUUCUUUUCUUAAGUGGAUUGCUGUCAAUACUCAGGACAUUAAUUAGGCAAUAAUAGUAAAGAAAGUGCACAUUUUAUUUUGCCCAAUAUUAUAAAAUAGUUCAUAGCUUUUAAUUUUUGAUAAUAAAAAUUAUUUCUGUAAAAAUUAAAUAACUUAAGUUUUAACAUUAAAAAAAUUAGUAAAAAAAUAAAAAAGCGUGAAGAUAUAUUUAAAUAGAUAUUAAUAAUUGUAAAAAAUUAUAAAUUGACAAAUAAAAUGAUAAAAAUUUGUACAAGUUUUG
Messenger RNA from Daktulosphaira vitifoliae (grape phylloxera), 1642 nucleotides. RefSeq names its product trypsin-2-like. Gene Ontology annotation, molecular function: serine-type endopeptidase activity. The transcript has 7 exons. NCBI's taxonomy places the organism in Eukaryota, Metazoa, Arthropoda, Insecta, Hemiptera, Phylloxeridae. Gene Ontology annotation, biological process: proteolysis. The record is from RefSeq and is a predicted model, not a curated record. The coding region runs from base 275 to 1408 and encodes 377 amino acids.